AUGAAAAUGCGAUCUGUGGUGGGACCUUUUAAUUGGAUUGAAAUGAUGAGUUGUGUCGAUUAUGAAUUUUAUGAAUUAAUUUCAUCCUUUUUAUAUUCGGUCAAGUCUGAAAAUUGUCGAAUUUUACCAAAUCACAUUCAAAUAAUGGUUCCAUCGAGUGAUCACGAUCGGAAAUAUUUAAUUUUCUAUGAUCGGGAAGAGAAACUCUAUAGAAUAUUGAAAGAUGAGAAAGAUGAAAUGAUUCCCUAUCAUGAAGAGGAUGAUGGAAUGGGUAAAAUUAAAGAGCUUGUGAAGAGUGCAAAGGUAGUUUCGGCUAAAAUUAAUUCAGAAACUUUCUAUUCGGUUGAUCUUAUGCAUACCCAUACGGAGUGUCAGCAAGAAGGCUUGGAAUGGUUGUUGCAACAGCAAACAAAAUAUUUCGACCAUAUUCCUACGGAAUUCUUUUUCAGUAUUUUGGAUUUUCACACAAAUCCAUCAAGUUUUAGGUUUGACAGAUUUUGUAUAGGAGGGGAGUUGUUAAAUGCGUUGAAACAUGAAAAAAUUCUGCCUGAAUCCCAUAAUACUCAAUUCAAGCAUUUCAAUGUAACAAAAAUUGGAACCAAAGCUUCAAAUUUGUGGAAUUAUCCUUACGAAGGAGCACUGGAGAGAUUGUUCAAUAGAGGUAAAUUGAGUAAUGAGUUGGGAAUUGAUUUGAUUCAUAGAGGAUUUGAAAUUUCAAUGCGUACAUUGAUUUCAAAAGAUUCUCAAUUGGCUCUUGAUCUAACAGUUGAAUAUUGUAAAGUGAAUCAAAUUGAUUUGUUGAGGAAGAUUGCCAUGAAAGAUCAUGUUCAUAUUACAAACGCUGUGGAAAUGUUUUACUAUUUCACAUGUUGCGUUUUUCAAAUUCCUAUCUGGCUCUAUUCUCCUUCUAAUAGAUGGAUUGAUUAUAUCAAAAAUUUGGAUUCUAAUAUUCAUUUUCCAUUUGCUUCAAAAUGUGAAACUCUAUCAGAAGAAUUACAAAUGCCAAGAGUCUGCCUCCUUGCUAAGAAAUCCCUUCAAGAUUCCUCUUAUGGAAGAAUUCAAUUGGACAGACUAUCUUACAUUACGAAGAAUUAUGUAAAAUCUGUGAAUAUUCAAUAUAUCGAAGAAGAUUUAGUGCAAUACGAUAAACUCAAUGAGGAAUUUUCACACUAUGACUGUAUCAUAUAUUGCGUGGAGAGAUUAGAUACCAGUACUAAUAACAAAGAAGAGAAAGGAAUUGAUUUUAAUGUGUUGAAACAUUUGGCUGAAAGUGGAAAGAGAAUUUGCUUUAUGUUUAAAAUAGAGAAUUUGAAAAACUUCCCAAAAUCACCAAUUCCAUUACUGAAACAUGUCAAAUGUGGUCUAUUUGAGUUUUCUGAACGAAACAUUCACACUCUCAUUACAGGACGAGAUAUAGACAUUAAGGAAACUAAAUAUAAGGGUGUUGAUCCUUGUCCACCUCCACCAACUCAAAACAAUGAUGAUGAUGAAGAAGAAGAAUAUUAUUCUAGCAUCUUUUAUUAA
Molecule: messenger RNA, 1524 nt
Organism: Naegleria gruberi
Lineage: Eukaryota; Heterolobosea; Eutetramitea; Acrasida; Naegleriidae
Exons: 1
Coding region: 1-1524 (507 amino acids)
Source: RefSeq, a predicted model, not a curated record